AUGGAUGCUGAGUACAGCAUGGGUCUAUCUCACCAAAAUCUCGGUGCGAGUAACUACACCUGGAUCAACCACCACGAUAUCCCACCCCACGUUCCUGGCAUUGAUUCCCCGAAUAUGGGCCCCAUGGGAGAGAUCAAGGACGAGUACGUUGAUGAAGACAAGUCGGAGUGGAAAACCAUCCGACAGUCACCUAUUAAGGAAGAGCUCUAUUACUCUGGCAUGCUUCCAAUGCAAAACCUACCACCCUCUCCGCCAUCAACAUCGACAGACUCGUCGUAUCCUUCGCCGGAAUCUGGCCAUGCUCCUAGCCCUGAAAGAACAGGUUCAGGCAUGAACAACGGAGAUACCAAAGAGCGCGCUGGAAAUCUUCCAUACUCCAUUCUUAUCUACCGGGCUUUGAAGAGUGCCGAUGGGAACAAGCUCUCCUUGCAAGGCAUCUAUCGAUGGUUCGAAAUCAACACCGAUAAAGCGAAAGAUCCAAACCAUAAGGGCUGGCAGAACAGCAUCCGGCACAACCUCUCCAUGAAUGCAGGAUUCGAGGCCGUGAAAGAAGAAAUGGGACCAGGCCAAAAAACAGUUAAUUUCUGGCGUCUUACGCCAGCAGCCAUUCAGGAUGGUGGCAUCCAAUCAACUACCAGAUACCGCAAGGGCUCGGCCAAGGCAACCGGCCCGCGAACCUACAGGAUCCGAUGGGGGCACCCUCCCAAGAAGAUCAAGACCAGCCAUGCAGUCAACCACUCAAGCUCCCACAUCUCCCACAUUCCCCACAUCUCCCACAUCCAACAAUACCCUCAAGGAUAUCUCCCUACAGAGCUUCCACCGAUGGCUUUUUUGCCUCACACAUUUCCAUCGGGUCUCCCUCCUGUCAACCACCCCAUGCCCCGAUUUGGUUUGGGUCCUGUGAGCGGCUGCACUGCCCAGUUCCCUGGGAACAAUGGUGUGGUUCUCGAUUACCCCGAAAUGGGGCCAGACUACGGGCCAACAUAUCCCAUUGGCCCAACUUGGUAUGCAUCGUCAACACUUCCAAAUGAUAGGGCCAUUGCCGGCUCCAACGUCCCAGCUGGCCCCGUGCUGGAUUACAAAGAUCAAUGA
Penicillium brevicompactum is the source of this 1092-nucleotide messenger RNA. RefSeq names its product transcriptional regulator family: Forkhead. Lineage: Eukaryota; Fungi; Ascomycota; Eurotiomycetes; Eurotiales; Aspergillaceae. The transcript is spliced from 3 exons. Gene Ontology annotation, biological process: regulation of transcription by RNA polymerase II. The record is from RefSeq and is a predicted model, not a curated record. Bases 1 to 1092 code for a protein of 363 amino acids. Gene Ontology annotation, molecular function: DNA-binding transcription factor activity, RNA polymerase II-specific; RNA polymerase II cis-regulatory region sequence-specific DNA binding.